Penicillium roqueforti is the source of this 1821-nucleotide messenger RNA. RefSeq lists its product as uncharacterized. The transcript has 4 exons. The record is from RefSeq and is a predicted model, not a curated record. Bases 1 to 1821 code for a protein of 606 amino acids. Lineage: Eukaryota; Fungi; Ascomycota; Eurotiomycetes; Eurotiales; Aspergillaceae.
AUGCCAGCAAUCCCAAUUGUUACCUCCUUCCUAGAGCAAGUUCUCGUGCAUCGUGCUACUGCACCGCCCCCUAACGUGACAGUGUCUGCAACUUCCGCAUCACUCCAGGUGGUUUGCGCCUGGCCAAUAUCAGGCCAAUAUGGACCGGGGACCCGAGUCCUAUACUAUGUCUUGAUUGCAGCCUGCGUGGUCGCUCGCAAAGUAGAAUGGAUUCGGAACGCUUGUCUAGCCGCUGUGUUGCUUUUCCCCGCUAUCGCCGCUCUUCACGGGAUUGUGCUUGCUGCGCUUCAUGUUGACGGCGCUGUCGAUAUGGAUGUAUAUGGAGCAUUCCAGCUAUGCGCAAUUGGAAUCUUAACCGCCCCAGCGACCGUCAGGCUUUCCCGGACCUACUUCAACAACCCCGGCCGCAAUAUCAUCUUUCUAUGGACAGUCCUUCUCCUGGCUGGGCUAGUAAGCUUGAUUGUGGAAUUCAUGCGCCUCAAGCCCACUACUUGCCCGGAUGACGACCCAGCAAGCAUUUUCUGGGCCUCAACUGGGGGCAAAAAGGGCGGUGUGUUUAAGUAUGACUCUAACUGUAGCCUUGCUUGUACCCCGGAGAAUGGGCCAGUCUCACCGUUGCGACUUGAUGCAGCCAACAAUAUAUACGUGAUUCCAGUCCCCCACGAGCUGACGUUCAAUGCUACUACGCUAAUUGCGGCUGCAUGCUGCAUCCCUGCCAUCCUGUCGUUAAUAUUUAUGUGGAUCAAAAUCUUGGACGACAAUUGGGAGAAGUUCUCAAAUGGAAGACAGAAGCAGAAGCCAGAUGAUUUCAUUCUGGGAACCAACGGAGCUACCAUCAACCACAUGACUGGGAUCACCGACAGGAUAAGCAAAUGGCUAUCUCUCAUCGAGAUACCGGUGUUUGCUGCAGCAGUGCUGGCAAUCCUCGUCAAAGGCGAGAUGAAUUUUUGGAGUAAGCAAAUGAGGUACCAAACAGAGCCUAUACAAAGCAUUGGUCAAUGGGCGCCAAUCGUUGGUACAGUACUCGCUGUAUUGGGAUCACUAUAUAUGCUCCUUUCUGCGGAUAUGGAAGCCGCGGGACAAGAAGAUGACCAACAAGAAGAGAUUAUCGUUGGAAAAUCCCCAAACUACGACAGCACUGUUUCAUACGCCGGAAGCAGUUCCGCGCAAGAUUCUAGAACAAGUGCCGAGAGACAGGACUCGGAUAUCGAAAUGACAACUAUACGCCGCCCUACUACCAAUCAAACCACCACCACUCAAUCCCAGCACGACUUAGGAAGACGAAAGGUCGCCCGCUUCUUUAAUGCAGCAAGCGCCAUCAUGACCGCCAAAGCCCACAAUCAAAUCAAGAAGACGGGUUUCAAUCCCGAAGCAAAAACAAAUUACCCCGAGAUCCCAGGAGAAAUAUACAGAAACUCAUAUCUCCCUGAUCAUAAAGCCCAUUACCAAAGGUCAUCUACACCCGAUAACCGAUCAAGAGCUGAAAGUUUCACAAGUCGCAGGAACUCUGUGGAUAAUGGCGAAGGCAGCUCUGGGCCCCGGAGUACAACACGUCAUUCUGUGCCUGCUCCAGCUGUCUCGCGGCCAAAAUCACGCCAAGCUCACUCAAAUUCGCUCCCGGGUGGGGGGUUAUUUGAGACAUCGACCCUGCAGUGUCCUCCAGCCACACUUGGAGGGUGGCAGCGACAAUUGAGUCCCUUCGAUACAAUGUCGAUCUCACGAAGUAGAACACCGUCUAUUUCCGAGGUCAGCCCCACAAAUUCAUCGCCGGGACCUCAGUUCCUGCCGGAGAUAGUAGUUUCUGCCCAUGAAGGUAGUUGA